Messenger RNA from Fukomys damarensis (Damara mole-rat), 710 nucleotides. Its product is annotated as myosin-binding protein H-like. The transcript has 3 exons. The record is from RefSeq and is a predicted model, not a curated record. The coding region runs from base 312 to 710 and encodes 132 amino acids. Lineage: Eukaryota; Metazoa; Chordata; Mammalia; Rodentia; Bathyergidae.
GUAGGUGUCCCUUCUGAAAUUUAACUUUUAAUAUAAGAAUUCCUUCUCUGCCUGGUCCCUAUGUGCCCCCUCUGGCAUGAGCCUCUGUGGACCAUUUGGAGUGUGGUCCUUGCUUUAGCUUUGAACCCUCCUGAGAAGUCAUGGGUGAGACACCAAUUCCAAGUCUCUCCACUGUCCCAAUCUCAACUGAGAGCCUGGCAGAGCUUUGCACAGUGAACACUUACAGGCAGGGCUACUGCACACCCUGAUGGAGCCCCUGCAGCAGGACUUCCUGGAUCAGAAGAGCAGGUUGGGACACAUCAAGUGAUACUAUGUGCAGACACUUUUCUCAGUCCACCUCUUCUGUCCUUGACUCCUCACUGGAGCUGAUCUCCCUGCUGGAUUCCUGUCAUGAACUUCUGGACCAGUUGGAGCCCCCUGAGGCCCCUGAGGCAGAGCCCCAGGGCAAAGAGAACUCUGGACCAGCUCCAGUCCACACUGAGGUCCCCCCUGGAGAACUCAUGCCAGCUCCACCUGCAGCUCCCUCAGCAGCUCUGGCCCCACAGCAAGAGCCAGUACCUGGAAGCCCUGCUCCACCAGCUGCAGAGCUGGAACUCCUGGUGUCUCCACAGCUGGUGUCAUCUCUUGAGCUCCACACCUGCCAUUCCCCUCUCUUACAGAUUUACUCAUUAUUGUUUGUAUUGUUACCCUUAUGUCCCAGAGUCAGGUGA